AAAAGCAGAGAGAUGUGUUUUUAUGUGUUGUUUUUUACUUUAGAAGAACAAACAAAGAAUUGAUGUAUUACUCCUACUCGGCUGUAAUCCAGAGGCUUCGUUUCAUGGCAUCCAAACCCCACCACCUCCUCCCCCUACCAAAAACAGCAGCAGCAGCAGCAACAACAACAGUUGCAGCGAAGAGGGCAAGGACAAUGACAACUGACUCUUCCUCUUCCUCUUCCUCACCCAUCAAAGACGCUUUCACCAAAUACACCCAAUACCUCAACACCCUCAAUGAGAAACGUGAAAGAGUUGUGAAAGCAAGUCGUGACAUCACCAUCAACAGCAAAAAGGUCAUAUUUCAGGUGCACAGAAUCAGUAAACACAACAGAGAAGAAGUUUUGGAGAAGGCAGAAAAGGACUUGAAAGCUGUGACAGAUCAGUAUAUUUCUCGACUUGUGAAAGAACUGCAUGGGACUGAUUUCUGGAAGCUAAGACGAGCAUACUCACCUGGGGUACAAGAGUACAUUGAAGCUGCAACAUUCUGUAGCUUUUGCAAAAGUGGGAAUCUUUUGACUCUUGAUGAGAUAAAUGCAACUUUGUUAUCUCUUAGUGAUCCAUCUCUUGAGCCUUUGCAAAUUAAUGUCCUUGACUAUCUCUUGGGGCUUGCGGACUUGACUGGAGAGCUGAUGCGGUUGGCAAUUGGCCGAAUAUCAGAAGGUGAACUUGAAUUUGCUGAGAAGAUAUGCAGGUUUGUACGUGAUAUCUACAGGGAGCUGACUCUUCUUGUGCCACACAUGGAUGAUAGUUAUGAUAUGAAGACAAAGAUGGAUACAAUGCUCCAAAGUGUGAUGAAAAUAGAGAAUGCAUGCUUUAGCGUUCAUGUGAGAGGAUCAGAGUACAUUCCACUACUCGGAUCCAGUGAUCCAAGUUCCUUCUUAUUGGGGGUGCCUGAUAUUGAACUAUGAAUUUUCCCUGUCUAAAGAGGAAAAGAUUUUCUUCCAACGAGAAAUUGAUCAUGGAACCUGACUACAUGUCCAUAUGCCCGCUGAUUUCAUCAAUUCUCCCUUUUCUAGUUACAAUGAAAGAGGAGGAAAAAGGAUUUGCUUUAUUGCUUGAAUUAAUGAGUUCCUUGGCUUUGCUUAGUGAAGAUAGUUGUUUUACUUUUCUCUCAUGAAUAAAUGGCAGAUUUGGAGAAAUUUAAUUUGCCAUUACCCUUUCAUAUGCAGUACUAAUGUGCCUUGUGUUGUUACACCAUUUGUUUGGAGGGAAUGGGAGAGGAGGAAAAGGGAGGGGAUUGGAUUGACAAAUUGUUGGGUAGAAAAAGAGUAGGGAGGGGGGGUGGUCUAAUGGGAAUCCAAUGAACCUUUAGUUCUAAUGGUACUUUUUUAGUUUUUACUCCUGUAACAAGGGGAUUAAGGAUAAUAUUGUGGAUUCAUGACUUACACGAGUCGUGUAUAACUUAAACUUAGCAUAGUUGUGUAAAAUUCAAAUUUUAUUUUCA
Molecule: messenger RNA, 1486 nt
Organism: Quercus robur (English oak)
Lineage: Eukaryota; Viridiplantae; Streptophyta; Magnoliopsida; Fagales; Fagaceae
Exons: 8
Coding region: 63-950 (295 amino acids)
Cellular component (GO): cytoplasm; nucleus
Molecular function (GO): RNA endonuclease activity; RNA binding; sequence-specific DNA binding
Source: RefSeq, a predicted model, not a curated record